CCUCUCCCUUAGGAGAAAUUUAUAUUUUUUUGCAGACUUCAAAGAUUUAUAAUAUUUUUUUUUCUUUUUUGCAGAAUUUGAAGAUUUAAUUAUACUGAAGUAGUUUUAAUUUUGACUUAACAGAAGUAUUACUGUGGAGAUAGACGAUUUUGAAGAAUGGAUUCCCAGCUGGUACUACACACUGGUGGAUGUCACUGUAAAAGAGUAAGAUGGCGAGUCUAUGCACCAUCUAGCAUAGUUGCGUGGGAUUGUAACUGCUCUGACUGCUUCAUGAGACAAAACACACACUUCAUAGUUCCCUCGGAGAGAUUUGAACUUCUCGGAGGCUCCAAAGAGUUCACCACAACCUAUACAUUCGGGACUCACACAGCUAAACAUACCUUCUGCAAAGUUUGUGGCAUAACUUCAUUUUACAUUCCACGAUCGAAUCCAGAUGGAAUUGCUGUUACAUUGAGGUGUGUUGAUCAUGGUACGCUAACUCAUGUUGAGAUCAAACGUUUCGAUGGGAAAAAUUGGGAAGGCUCGUACGCGCAAACUGGCAUUGCUUCGUGCUCAAAGGCAACAGAUGAAGAUCCAAAAUGAUAUCAGCUUCAGGUGUGAAAGUAGAAGCAUAAUGUACCACUUGAUAAAGCUUGCUGCUGAAGGAUGAGAUCAUGCACAAAUUUGGAAAAUCCUUCCUGCUUGUUGAUCAAGUUUUCUUGAUUCAGCUUCUCUAUCUAUUUUUCACAAAUUUGUAUUGUUAUAGGUUGAUACCUAUAUGCUCCAACAUAUUCUUCUGCAUUACUGUAUUUUUCCUUUCCA
Molecule: messenger RNA, 801 nt
Organism: Solanum dulcamara
Lineage: Eukaryota; Viridiplantae; Streptophyta; Magnoliopsida; Solanales; Solanaceae
Exons: 2
Coding region: 157-582 (141 amino acids)
Molecular function (GO): carbon-sulfur lyase activity
Source: RefSeq, a predicted model, not a curated record